Molecule: messenger RNA, 2076 nt
Organism: Brassica napus (rape)
Lineage: Eukaryota; Viridiplantae; Streptophyta; Magnoliopsida; Brassicales; Brassicaceae
Exons: 3
Coding region: 1-2076 (691 amino acids)
Source: RefSeq, a predicted model, not a curated record
AUGGGUGAUCACGGCAAUAUGGAUGACCUCACUGCUGCAUUGGCACUCAUUCAACAACAAAUGCAGAAUCAGCAACAGCAGAUGCAGCAGAUGCAGCAAACCAUCCAAAAUCAGCAACAAGCUGCUCGGGAACAAGUAGCCGAGAACGCCGCGCGAGAGGAGCGUGGUGCUCUUAUUUGGGAGCGAAACCUUCCGCGGAACUUCGCUACAAACCGCUCUCCCAUUAACCCUCCACCCUGUACUCGACAAGAUUAUGAGAUCAAACCUGCACUGAUAGGUCUAGUACAGAAGAGCACGUUCAGCGGCCUCACUUCAGACAUACCAAUGGACCACAUAGAGGCCUUUGAGAGGAUUUGCAAUUUUUCUCGCUCUAAUGGAGUGCCACCGGAUUAUGUCAAAUGCACGCUGUUCCCAUUCUCUCUCGAAGGGAAAGCUUCUCGUUGGCUGCAAUCUCUCCCAACCGGUUCUCUAACCUCAUGGGACCAGGUUCAAUCAUCAUUCCUGAGCCACUUCUACACCAAGUCCAAAACUGCGGCUCUGAGGCAUAGAAUCUCCAACUUCAAGCAGAAAUCUGAUGAACCUUUUCAUGAAGCUUGGGAAAGGUACAAAGAGUACCAGAGAGAGUGCCCACACCAUGGGUUUGAUGACGAUUACAUAUUGGAGGUGUUCUACGAUGGAAUGAGCUAUGAGUUCCGGAACACCCUUGAUUCCUCUAGUAACGGAGACUUCAUGACUCAAACCACACCUGGUGCGUUCGCGCUGAUUGAGAACAUGGCUUCGAGUUCACUCAAUAAGAACAAGGAGCAUGAUCGCUCCAAAAGUGUGAACAGUAUAGAUGACCUAGCGGCAAAGGUGGACCAACUGCUUAAGGGAAACCAGAGCCAGGUUUUCAUAAUGGAAGAAGCAACUCCUGAGAAGAGUGCAGGCGACAAGGCGUUUGAAGCUGAACAAGCAGGAGACGAUCAGCAGGAAGACAAACCAGUUGAUCCGGCGCAGAGCAACCAAGGUCAGUAUGCGAGGUAUCAGAAGAACUAUCAACCCCGAACCUAUGUUCUAAGCCAAUCACAGAACAAUCAACCUCAGAUGCAGAACCACCAAAACAACCAGGUCGCUACUUCCACCCCUGUCGCUGUUCCGCAAGAUGAAACUAAAACCAUGUUGCAGCAACUCCUCCAAGGACAACAGCUCCAAGGGAAAGCUCUGAACCAGGUCACUACCGAGAUCAAUACCAGAAUGAACCACAUGUUCGGAGAUUUGAGCACCAAGUACGAUAAUGUCGCAAGCCAUAUGAGACAGAUGGACAUUCAGAUAGCUCAAACUGCUGAGAGUGUCAAGAGGCAGCAAGGUACUCUACCUGGUAAAACAGACAAAAACCCCAAGGUGUGCAAUGCGGUUCAGCUAAGGAGCGGGCCAGAACAACCAGCUGAAGCGGUGCGCCCGAUCCCAGAGGCUGUUCCUCCUCGCGAAUACAUUCCUAAGGUCCCUUACCCUGUUCCAGCAAGGGCCACUCGUAAGGACAAAGAGGAAAUGAAGUGCAGGAAGAUGCUGGAGGACCUAACCGUCCGACUCCCCUUGAUGGAUGCAAUCCAGAUGAUGCCCUCCAUGCGCAGCUUUAUGAAGGGAUUGAUCUCAGAUAAAAUAUCAGAGGAGAGCGAGUUCAUGACGGUUUCCAAGGAGUGCAGCGCAGUGCUUCAGAACAGGCAGAUAAAGAAGCGAGGAGACCCCGGCAAAUUUGUCCUCUCUAUCCAGAUUGGGAAGACAGUUUUUGCAUGCUCCUUGGUUGACCUUGGGUCCAGCGUGAAUCUCAUGCCUUACUCUGUGGCUCGACGUCUAGGAUACACGCAUUUCAAACCAACUAAGAUGUCAUUGGUAUUCGCAGAUAGAUCAGUCAAAUCCCCGGUUGGUAUUCUAGAGGAUCUCCAAGUAAAGGUCGAGAACACCUCUGUUCCAGCAGACUUCGUUGUUCUAGAACUGGAAGAAGAGUCUAAAGAUCCUCUCAUCUUGGGAAGACCAUUCUUAUGUACUGUUGGAGCCAUCAUUGAUGUGCGACAGGGGAAGAUUGAUUUGAAUCUUUGA